UCGAGGAGAUUGUCGGGCCUGCCAUUGCCCAGGUGCUUCCCAAACACGAGAAACCCUGGUGGAGAACCAAACACCUGCUCGUUCUCAACUGUCUGAUGCUGGUCCCGCUGUUGUCGUCUGCUACCGCAGGCUACGACGGGUCGCUGAUGAACGGUCUGCAGUCGCUGCAAGAGUGGCGGGACUUUUUUUGGCAACCCGCAUGGAACUAUGCUUGGUUUCAUCAACGCAGCACAAAAUUGCGGCUGUCUGAUCGCACUACCAACGGUCGGAUGGCUCACCGACAGGAUCGGCAGAAAACCCGUUUUGAUCAGCGGUCUUUUUGGAAUCAUUGUGGCCACCAUCAUCCAAGCAUCCGCCUUCACGAUGGCCCAGAUGAUCGUGGCUCGGUUUAUUGUCGGUGCCGCUGGUAUGUUUGCCGUGCAGCCCGUGUCGCUGCUGACUGCUGAGCUGGCGUAUCCGUCCUUUAGAGGAAAACUGACGUCGCUGUACUGGUGUAUGUGGUAUCUUGGUGCCAUCUUGGCGUCCUGGUCGUGUUACGGCACCUCCGGCCGCGGAGACUCGUGGGCCUGGAGAAUACCCACCAUCUUGCAGGCCGGCUUCCCUUGUGUCCAGCUGCUUUUCAUGUGGCUCGUUCCAGAGUCGCCUAGAUGGCUGGUCUCCAAGGGAAGAAUUUCUGAGGCUCGCGCCACCCUCGUCAAGUACCACGCCAACGGCGACGACAAGCUGCCACUGAUCGACGUCGAAAUGACAGAGAUCAUCCAGGCGCUCGACCUGGAGAAAGAGGCAGCCAAGUCCAGGUGGCUGGACCUUGUCAGGACGGCCGGAAACAGGAAAAGAACUUACAUCGCGCUCAGCGUCGGUGUCGGUGCGCAGUGGAAUGGAAUCGCCGUUGUUUCGUACUACCUCACGCUUGUUCUCGACACAAUCGGCAUCACCUCCUCCGAUAUGCAGUCGCUGAUCAACGGCCUGCUCCAGAUCUUUAAUCUCCUGGCUGCGGUGACAGGUGCCCUUGUGGUGGACAGAUUUGGCCGCAGAUCCCUGUUUCUGUUCUCUGGAAUUGGCAUGCUGAUAUCGUACAUCAUCUGGACGGCGUGCUCGGCAAAGUUUUCUCAAACUGGCUCCAAACAGUACGGCCGUGCCGUUCUCGGGUUCAUCUUCAUCUAUUAUUUCCACUAUGACAUUGCGUACACGCCACUGCUCCUGGCGUAUCCAACAGAGAUCUUCCCGUACCAUUUGCGUUCCAAGGGCAUCACCGUCGAAUUGUUUGGUGUGUACAGUGCUCUGCUAAUUGCGGCGUUCUGCAACUCCAUCGCCAUGGACCGCAUUGGCUGGCGCUAUUACAUUGUGUUCUGCUGUAUUCUCGGUGCUCUCGUGGUCAACACCUAUGUGUUCUACCCGGAAACCAAGGGCUAUUCGCUGGAGGAGAUUUCGCGGGUGUUUGACGGCGAAGACACCGUUGCGCUGGUGGACGAUGCCGAGUCGCUCAAGGCCACUGCAGAGCAUCACGACACCGUCUAGUUAUGUAGUCAAUAUCAGUGCCAAAAGAGGCAGAAGGCGGCUCAUUGUGGGUCUCAGCACUGGGGCCACGUUCAAUGUGUGCGCCGUGUAGUUUCUUUGCAUUGCCUGCAACACUUCGUGUGACUCGGGCAGCAGCCGUUGACGACUGCGGAUCUUGGCGCUCAGUUUCAGCUCCAGAACGUCUCUUUCCCAAUCGCUUUCUGAAGGCCACGGUAGUGCAGAAAGAGCGCUUUUUUUCGUCUCGUUGGUUUUCAGGACGUUGAGCGCCGUCGACGUCUCCACGAUCUUCGCAUUGGACAUCUCGUAGACGUUUCUGCUGCAGAGCGAGGAGAGCAGCUCGUAAGUGUUUUUGUUCUAAAAUUAGUGGCAGCAAGAGUAUACUUACGUAGGCAGGACAGAAUUUGGUGCACUCUGACAUCAGCGCUCCCACGUAGUAGC
Messenger RNA from Ogataea polymorpha, 1956 nucleotides. RefSeq lists its product as uncharacterized. The transcript has a single exon. Gene Ontology annotation, cellular component: membrane. The record is from RefSeq and is a predicted model, not a curated record. NCBI's taxonomy places the organism in Eukaryota, Fungi, Ascomycota, Pichiomycetes, Pichiales, Pichiaceae. The coding region runs from base 208 to 1518 and encodes 436 amino acids. Gene Ontology annotation, biological process: carbohydrate transport; transmembrane transport. Gene Ontology annotation, molecular function: carbohydrate:proton symporter activity.